Symsagittifera roscoffensis is the source of this 914-nucleotide messenger RNA. RefSeq names its product neo-calmodulin-like. NCBI's taxonomy places the organism in Eukaryota, Metazoa, Xenacoelomorpha, Acoela, Convolutidae. Gene Ontology annotation, molecular function: calcium ion binding. The transcript is spliced from 4 exons. The record is from RefSeq and is a predicted model, not a curated record. Gene Ontology annotation, cellular component: myosin II complex. Bases 351 to 809 code for a protein of 152 amino acids.
UACAAUAUAUGGUCAAUCUAUCUAUUUUCAAAUGCAUGUUAAAAAUCUGAAGCGGUUUUAAUAUUUAAUAGCCGAUGUGCUUUUCACCUGCGAUUAGAAACGCAUUUACUUACAAUAAACACUUGCAGUAAUCACAGAGGAUUUUUACGCGUUUUCCACAAAUCUAGCGUAAAAAAAAACAAGUUUACGCUAAGCAGUGAUUCUCAAUAAAUAAAAGAAAAAUGUUUUAUUUGUUUCAUUUUGUAGCGUUUGAGAUCUAGUUUCACGAAAAAGAAAAAGUGUGUCGAUAAUUGUCCUCAAAACAGUCCUAAUAUUUUGACCUCAGUUCUUAUCCUCGAUUUGCCACCUAUAUGGCGGCCGAAGGAUUAUCAGAGGAAGAGGUUAGUGAGUACCAGACGGCGUUCUCUCUGUUCGACGAGGACGGGGAUGGCACCAUUACCACGAAGGAGUUGGGCACCAUCAUGCGACAGCUCGGCAUGAAUCCGAGUGAGGCGGAGCUGCAGGAGAUGGUGGACGAGGUGGACGAGGAUGGCAACGGGGAGAUUGAUUUUGACGAAUUUCUGAGUAUGAUGAUGAAAAAGAUGAAAGAAACAGACCACGAGGAAGACUACAGACAAACAUUCCAUAAAUUUGCGGACGUUCACACGGGGGGCUAUUACGUCUCAACUGAGUCGCUGAAGAAAGUGUUGGCGUCUAUGGGGGAGAGACUGACCACGGAGGAGGUUGAGCAGAUGAUGCUCAUGGCCGACACCAAUAAAGACGGACUACUCCACUACGAGGAAUUUAGAGACUUCCUUGCUAGCCUGUGAUACUUAUUUUAACCUUUGUGCUAAAUGUAAUAGUAAACUUUUAUGGUAACUUAUUGUUUAGUGUGCUGAAUCAUGUUUCAAAAGUGUCAAGUUAUUACAAUUAAA